Molecule: messenger RNA, 1025 nt
Organism: Gossypium raimondii (Peruvian cotton)
Lineage: Eukaryota; Viridiplantae; Streptophyta; Magnoliopsida; Malvales; Malvaceae
Exons: 5
Coding region: 74-691 (205 amino acids)
Biological process (GO): vacuolar proton-transporting V-type ATPase complex assembly
Cellular component (GO): endomembrane system
Source: RefSeq, a predicted model, not a curated record
UUCUCCACUCCUGGAGUAGUAAAGCUUUACCACUUCCCUCACGGAUUACCAUUUCUCACAGUAAAUAAAAAAAAUGAGCUCUGACGACCCGAACCAACCCGGUCUCGUGAUAACUGUGACCGAAUCCAUUCGCUCGUUUCUUCUCUCAGCCUCCAAUGACCGUCGUCUCUCUGAAGAACUCCGAGAACUCGCUCUCACUCUUUCCUCAGCAGCCAAUGCACCGUACAAGCAGAUCCGGAGCAUAUGGAUGGAAUCAGUUUUUGACACCAGGCCCGGAUUGAUUUCUCUCUUCUCCGGAUCUAAUUUCGUUUUCACCAGUCCUAAACCCAGAGAGAAGAGCGAAGAAUUGAAGGAGAGGUUAAGGAAGCUUAAAGAACUAGCAGAGAGGAAAGAGUAUCAAGAGCUUGUUAAAGAUAUCACGCCGAAGAAGGAUCUCAAUGAACCUUUCUCUACUUAUAAGGAUCAAAUUGGCUUUGGUUUACAUGUUGCUCUGACAAUGUUUACUGGGUAUUUGGUUGGUUAUUUUGCAUUCAGAGCGUUGUUUAACCACAGUCCUAUCAUGAAUUCUGCUGGAGGUAUUCUUGGAUUGGUUUUUGGCAUGCUUCUUGAAACAUUUUUGUUCAUUAUUAGGACUUCAGAGCCUAACCUUAAAUCGCCGUCCUCAACUUCGAGAUUGAAGAAAAAUCAAUAGAGCAGCUAAGAAGAGUAAUUGGCAUGAAUACAGUCAUCCCCAAAAUGUAUGUGGUUCCUUUUAAUUCCUUCCAGACUUGACUCCAAGAGUGAGAAAGACUGGCUAAGCCCCCAAAACAAGGUAUGUUCACUCAAAUUUGUUACUGGAAUCCAUUUCUUUAGAUAGAAAUCUAUGAUGUAUAUUUCGGACCUAGUGUUCUUAGCUCGGUCACCUUUACGAAAAUUAGAUCUUAUCCUUGUCUUAGAUGUAAUGAUGGUAGACUAGAUUGUGACAUUGUUAAUAGAGACUAUAAUUUUUGGUCCUUGAAUUUGACAGCUAGAUUGACUUUGGUAUC